Phytophthora nicotianae INRA-310 is the source of this 396-nucleotide messenger RNA. RefSeq lists its product as hypothetical. The transcript has a single exon. NCBI's taxonomy places the organism in Eukaryota, Oomycota, Peronosporomycetes, Peronosporales, Peronosporaceae. The record is from RefSeq and is a predicted model, not a curated record. Bases 1 to 396 code for a protein of 131 amino acids.
AUGCGAGCUCCAACGCUAGCCGUAGCUCCGCCUCCAGCGAAAUCAUCGUCACUAGUAGAAGUUCUGCCGCCGACGUCUUUUCCGGCACCAUUGGCGGAGACGAUGCCACAAGCAGCAGGAGAGGCAGUGAUUCCUUCACCGCAGGCCACUGGCACUGAGGCUAUCUACGAUUUUAUUCAGAUUUGUACAUGGCCAUCAAGCGUGGUUAAGUUGCAGUGGAAUAUAUUUGAUGUCGCUCUUCUCGUAGAAAACGACGGGGAAGAGCUGGAGAUGUGCGACUGCGGCGAAGCAUGCGCUAGACUGUGCCCUCACUUCUUAAACUACACCCUCUGUGACGAGUUUAAUUGUUGUUCAUGGGGAGAUUGUGGCAACAAGUUUAUCUCGAGUCCAUUUUAA